AAAGUGACGUCACACAAUUUUCUGCCCUGAGAAUAAGGAAGACAGAUAAGGGUGGAAACCAACACUUUCUUAGUUUUGGAUCAGUGAUAUCUGAAAUCUUUUUGUCUUUAUGUAAAUAAUGUCCGAUAUACAUGAAUCAAAUAUGGAAACAAGCUGUAUAGAAGACAAUGAUAAAAAGAUUGAAGGAACACAGUUAUUGCCAUCCUCAUUAAAUAAAGAAUUAUUGGAAUCAGAAGAAUUUAUUAGAGACAGAGAUUUAUGUAUGAAAUAUUUUGAAAAUUGGUGUGAAGGGCAGCAAGUUGUUUUUGUUGAACAUUUACUUUCUCGUAUGUGCCACUAUCAACAUGGACAAAUUAAUGCCUUUCUCAAACCUAUGUUGCAGAGAGAUUUCAUUUCAGCUUUGCCAGCCAAAGGCCUUGAUCACAUAGCAGAAAAUAUAUUAGCCUACCUAGAUGCUAAGUCUUUAUGUGCUGCUGAGUUGGUAUGCAAAGAAUGGUACAGAGUCAUUUCAGAAGGAAAUCUGUGGAAAAAACUAAUAGAACGUAAGGUACAUACUGACAGUCUGUGGAAAGGUCUUUCUGAAAGACGAUCAUGGGAUCAAUACCUCUUCAAACAGAGGCAUGGAGACACAUCAAAAGAUCACAAGUUUUACAGAAAUCUUUACCCACAGAUUAUUGAAGAUAUAGAUCGGAUAGAAAAUAACUGGAGAACUGGACGUCACCAACUACAGAGAAUCCAUUGUCUAAGUGAAACAAGCAAAGGUGUAUAUUGUUUGCAGUAUGAUGACCAUAAAAUUAUUAGUGGAUUAAGAGACAACACAAUUAAGAUCUGGAAUAGACAUACAUUAGAGUGCAUUCAAGUUCUAACUGGUCACACAGGCUCUGUUCUAUGUCUCCAAUAUGAUGAAAAUAUUAUAAUAUCUGGUUCAAGUGAUUCAACUGUCAGAGUGUGGGAUGUGCACUCAGGUGAAAUGAUGAAUACACUGAUACACCAUUGUGAAGCUGUUCUUCAUCUCAGGUUUUGUGAUGGUAUUAUGGUGACAUGCUCCAAAGAUCGAUCCAUUGCUGUUUGGGAUAUGCAGUCACCAACUGAAAUCAAUCUUCGAAGAGUAUUAGUUGGUCACAGAGCAGCAGUGAAUGUAGUAGACUUUGAUGAGAAAUAUAUUGUAUCAGCAUCAGGAGAUAGAACUAUAAAAGUAUGGAAUACUUCAACUUGUGAGUUUGUUCGAACACUUAAUGGGCACAAACGAGGAAUUGCCUGCUUGCAAUAUAGAGAACGGCUAGUUGUCAGUGGAAGUUCAGAUAACACAAUUAGGCUUUGGGACAUAGAAUGUGGGGCUUGCUUAAGAGUGUUGGAAGGACAUGAAGAACUAGUCAGAUGUAUACGAUUUGAUAGCAAAAGAAUAGUUAGCGGAGCUUAUGAUGGCAAAAUCAAAGUAUGGGAUUUGCAGGCAGCAUUGGAUCCAAGAGCACCUGCAGCUACACUUUGCUUAAGAACACUUGUUGAGCACUCAGGACGUGUAUUUCGCUUACAGUUUGAUGAAUUUCAAAUUGUGAGCAGCUCACACGACGAUACUAUUUUAAUCUGGGACUUCCUGAAUGUUCCAGUGCCAGAAGGUCAGAGGUCACCACCACGAAGCUAUACCUAUGUAACCAAAUAAUUACUUUUGAUAAUUCAACUAAAUACUUAUACUUGUAAGUUUUAACAUCAAGACAGAUCUAAUACAUCAUGACAGAUCUAAAAAGAUUCUUUCAAACAUUGUAGUGAGGGCACUUCCUCUAUUUGUACACGACCUAAAUUUCAUGAAAGUGUUGCUGUGAUCUUGCAUUUGUCCCUUCUAUCCCCCCUCCCCUAGUGGGUUUUAUUUAUUAUACUUUUAGACACAUUUUAUUGUAUGCACAAUUGAGUUCAUUACAAUUAAACAUUUUAACUGAUGAGAUUCUGAUUGUGUCAAUAAAAUAUUGUCUCUUUUUUUGCUCUUUAUAUAAACAUUGAAGAAACCAACUGAUAACAAAAAGAUAUGGUUGCAUCUAUCUUUGUGUGUUUUUAUAUGAAAGAUGCUACCCAUAUAUUCAAUGAUAUUUGUAUAAAGGUUUUGUUACACAAUGCAGUCUGUUCCACAUAAUUUGUUGUCUCUUUGUUUAGCCGAUGUGGAAAAUGCAGUUAUCAUAUAAAAAGUUUUUAUUCCGAUUGUACUGUCAGUGAGUCUGAAUAAAUCAUUAAGUAUUACACUAUUCAGCCUCAUAAAUAUUUUUUACUAGUGAAACUGAUUUGAUUUUACACUGUAAAUUAUUAACACUGGAUCUUAAUUUCAUUGAAUUUUUCUUCUUAAAUUAGAUUCUUAGAUUUCCCGUGCUCCUUGUUAGUAUCAGUAGUCGAUUCAGUGUAAUGAUAACAUCAAACAUGUAGACUUAAUUACAACUUGUCUAAUGAUCCCAUGACUAAUAAAUAAAGUUAUUAAUUGUAGCUAUUUUCAACAUUUCUUUUAUUGACCUUUAUGCUGACAUUCAAAUAAUGAAACCAAACACACUUAUUUCCUUAUAGUUUGUAUAACACAACAGAUUGUCCAAAUACUAUUGUUAGAGUUGCACAAAUCUAUCUGGAUCAGACAUUAGGCUGAGACUAUUUUAAGAGACUAUUUUAAGCCUAGCAGUGACUAUACUUCAAUACCCAAUUGAUAAUAGUGCCAAUGUGCCAUAAACCUAAUUUAUGUACACUUGUAAACACCAGACUUUUCUUAUGACUGGAACAUGAAUCCUUUUAUUUGUUAGCCAUAUUCUAGAACAACCUCUCCCAGUUGUUAAGAAUAAAAAAGGUUGAAACUGUGCAUGGAAUGUGAAGUGCAAUCAUUGCCAAUAACUAGAAUGUUUUGCACAUUUUGUAAAAUAUUGAUGUUUUCAGACAGUAUCCUAAUCUUAACCCUACUAGUUGUUUCUGGAUAAAAAGGCCACUUGAACUAUAGAACAUACAAGUUUGAGAAAGUGUGCUUUAUAUAUUUAUAUAAAUAACAAUUAAUUAAUGGACUAAUUUUUUCCUGGUGAGUAUGGUUUACAUUGUGGUUUAAAUUGAUAUCUUUGAUUGGAUUAAGUUGGCUUUGAAUCUCUCUUGAUGUUUAUAUGCCAUUCUUCUGUUGUGAGAGGUGAAAUGUGUAUAUGUGCUGUUUUGUUUUUCACACAAUCAUUUUGGAUGGCUGUAGACAUUUGAUAAGUUUGGAGAAGUUGGGUUAUGUGUUUCUAUUCGCAGUAGUAGUUUUAGUUUUGUUUCUUGAAGACUUUCCAUUAUUAGACUUGAUUCAGCUAAAUUGAACACAUUGUAACAACUAUUGGUUGCCUACUUUUUUUCUGGAACUCAAAUUUGUCAUUGUCUUUAUAUGAUAUGCCUUAGAAGUAAAUGUUGGAUUCAUUGAGUAUCUCAUGCCAGCCUGCAUUCCAAACCUCAUUUGAUAUCAUCAUCAUGUUUGUCAACUAACGUACCCGAGUUGUAUAGUAACCUGUCAUGAAGUCUUUUCUUAUUUCAAAAGGUGGCGUCAUAUCAGAUUUGGGGGAUGGUAAAACCAUUUCAUAUAAGCUACGCGUUAUCUAUAUGACCUCUAUUGCAGACUCAACAUUUCCAAUAUAAUUGAGUGAUAUCAUUAAUCUGUUUCGUUCUAUUUCUGUCAAUGCACCAUGAACAUUUUCUUCUUUCUUGUUCUAGUUCAAUAAAUGAACAUGGUAGCAGGAAAAGUAUACUUUUAAUAAUGUUGAUUAUUGUGUUGAAAAUUGUGUAUUGCUAAGUACAGUAAUAAUUAUGUUCAUUUCAUCCGUCAUUUUCAUUUGUAAAAUAAACCACUAAUUAACUCA
Biomphalaria glabrata is the source of this 3839-nucleotide messenger RNA. Its product is annotated as F-box/WD repeat-containing protein 1A-like. Gene Ontology annotation, molecular function: protein dimerization activity. The record is from RefSeq and is a predicted model, not a curated record. Lineage: Eukaryota; Metazoa; Mollusca; Gastropoda; Planorbidae. The transcript is spliced from 12 exons. Bases 119 to 1660 code for a protein of 513 amino acids.